AUGUCAAUGUCUGUCUCAGGGGUUGUGAUCUCAAUGUCUGUCUCAGGAGUUGUGAUGUCAAUGUCUGUCUCAGGGGAUGUAAUGUCAGUGUCUACCACAGGAGGUGUGAUGUCAGUGUCUGUCUCAGGGGGUGUGAUGUCAAUGUCUGUCUCAGUGGGGUGUGAUGUCAAUGUCUGUCUCAGGGGGUGUGAUCUCAAUGUCUGUCUCAGGGGGUGUGAUCUCAAUGUCUGUCUCAGGGGGUGUGAUGUCAAUGUCAUCCACAGGGGGUGUGAUGUCAGUGUCUGUCUUAGGGGGUGUGAUGUCAGUGUCUGUCUCAGGGGGUGUGAUGUCAGUGUCUGUCUCAGGGGGUGUAAUGUCAGUGUCUGCCUGUCUCAGGGGGUGUGA
Candidula unifasciata is the source of this 384-nucleotide messenger RNA. The record is from the annotation of a GenBank genome assembly. Lineage: Eukaryota; Metazoa; Mollusca; Gastropoda; Stylommatophora; Geomitridae.